AUGGUCGCGAGGCUGAGCCUUGGCAGCAGCCCAGCAGCCGCUGGAAGCCCUGCUCGUGCACCCCCUUUCCUCUCUCCCGAUCCUCUGCGCCACCACAACCCCAGAAACGAGCAGAUCGCAGCCCACGUUAGGGCAUCGAAGAACGCCGAAACGCCGAAGCAUGCGGACUCCCACAAGUCCGGGCUCACCAGCCUCGGCGAAACAGCCAUACUGGAGAUCGAGGGAAUGGACUUGAGCACAUACCAGAACCUGAAGCAUGCCUUCGAUAUCCUUGUAGCUGCAUAUCGAGCGCAGUGCGCCAACUUUGAGGCGAAGGAGCUGAGGUGGUCGAUGGAGAGGAAGGAGUCUCAGGCAGGAGAAGCGAACUUGAUGGAAGCGCUGCAGGCAGUUAGAGAUGCUCUUGAGGCUGAGACGAGGGCCCAUGAUACGGACCUGGAGACGCUGGAGGCUCUGACAAUCAGGAACGCGGAGUUGGAGGAGGAGAUCAGAUCCCUCAGGAUGCACUCGCAUGCUCCCCACGUGGGGGACGGACAUGUUUACUCAGAGACCAUCGAGUUGAACGGCCUGCGGUCGAUCUUGCGAGCUCCGCUGUCACCGACUCACGCCGACAGGAAGGAGCACCCCUCAAACACCCACGUGCUGGGGAAGCAGAGCUACUGCGCUGAUACCGACAGCUACUGUCUCCUCAAGUCCGAAACUCUCAUCACCCGGCAGGAGCUGCAGCAGAGCACGGAGCAUCUUGCACGCGAGCUUUACGAGCUACGACGGACCAACGCGGAUCUCUGCUGUGAGUUCCGAGGACGAGAGGAUGCGAAGGAGAAGCUGCUGCUUGAUGGGAAGGGAGGACGGGAAGACACCACGCAGCUGAGCCCAGCCGCCAUGAGCAAGCCGAGGCUUGUAGCGCGUCACUAG
Molecule: messenger RNA, 912 nt
Organism: Guillardia theta CCMP2712
Lineage: Eukaryota; Cryptophyceae; Pyrenomonadales; Geminigeraceae
Exons: 11
Coding region: 1-912 (303 amino acids)
Source: RefSeq, a predicted model, not a curated record